AUGUCGUCCCCUGCAACAAAACAAGUCGCCGUCGAGUUUCCCGGCCUAAUCAAGCAAUACACGGACGGAACCGUGGAACGCCUAUGCGAAUUCCCGACUGCCCCGCCGAAUCUCGACUCGCCGGACCCAAAAACCGGCGUCUCGUCCAAAGACGUUACAAUCUCCGACGACCCCAAAAUCUCCGCCCGCAUCUACCUCCCGAAAUUAGACGAAUUAGGGAAGAGGAAGAAGCUUCCGGUCUUGGUCUACUUCCACGCCGGCGCGUUCUGCUUGGGAUCGGCCUUCUCUGCUCUGCAGCACGGCUAUCUCAACUCGUUGUCCGCGGAGGCUGAGGCGAUCGCCGUGUCGGUGGAGUACAGGCUGGCGCCAGAGCAUCCUCUGCCUGCUGCUUACGAGGAUUCAUGGGACGUCCUUCAGUGGGUCGCGUGCCAUUUCUCGGCAGCCGGAGAUGGGGAAGGGGGAGAGCGGUGGAUAUUGGAGCAUGGGGAUUUGGACCGGUUGUUCAUCGGCGGGGAUAGCGCCGGCGGGAAUAUCGUGCACAACCUUGCCAUGAGAGCAGGGGAAGAAGGGUUGUUCAAAGGCGAAGUGAAGAUUAAGGGCGGGUAUCUUCUGCACCCGUUCUUCUGGGGGUCGAAUCCCGUCGGAAAAGAGCCGAAAGAGAAUCAUCAGAAUUCACUCCCGGCGGCGACUUGGCGCUUCGUUUACCCGUCGGCUCCCGGCGGGCUGGACAACGCGAUGUUCAAUCCAGGGGCCAAAGGAGCGCCGCCAUUGGCCAGGCUCAAGUGCGACAAGCUGCUGAUUUGCGUGGCCGGGAAAGAUCAGCUGAGGGAGCGAGGGGUUUGGUACUACGAGCUGGUGAAGGAGAGCGGGUGGAAAGGCGAAAUAGAGUUGUAUGAAGUGGAAGACGAGGACCAUUGUUUUCACUUGUUUAAUUUUGGGACCGAGAAGGCUGAAACCAUGAUUAAACGCUUGGCCUCUUUUAUUAUGAGUUGA
Molecule: messenger RNA, 993 nt
Organism: Linum trigynum
Lineage: Eukaryota; Viridiplantae; Streptophyta; Magnoliopsida; Malpighiales; Linaceae
Source: the annotation of a GenBank genome assembly